This is a messenger RNA of Impatiens glandulifera, 1292 nucleotides long. RefSeq names its product cysteine protease RD19A-like. Bases 62 to 1180 code for a protein of 372 amino acids. Gene Ontology annotation, cellular component: lysosome. The record is from RefSeq and is a predicted model, not a curated record. The transcript has 4 exons. Lineage: Eukaryota; Viridiplantae; Streptophyta; Magnoliopsida; Ericales; Balsaminaceae. Gene Ontology annotation, molecular function: cysteine-type endopeptidase activity.
GAGGAAGGGGAAUAAUUAGACUUUUACUAAUUCCUUAAUUUCUUGUCUAACCAUUCUUCCCAUGAUGACAAGAUUCUUCCUUUUCUCUGUUUUCCUUAUCAUGCUGUCCGCGGUUGUCUUCGCCGUUGACGGAGAAGAUUCCGGCGAUCUCUUGAUCAAUCAGGUUGUUUCCGACGGAGGAGGAGAUAAUGAGGAGUUACUAAGUGUCGAACAUCACUUCUCGCUUUUCAAGAGUAAGUUUGGAAAGAGCUACGCCAAUCAGGAGGAGCACGAUUAUCGGUUGUCGGUUUUUAAAAAGAACCUCCGACAAGCCAAGCGCCACCAGAUGCUUGAUCCAACCGCCGUUCAUGGCGUCACGAAAUUCUCUGACCUGACUCCUGCCGAGUUUGAGCGUGACUAUCUGGGCAUGAAUCGCCCCAUAAAACUUCCGUCCGAUGCUCACCAGGCUCCGAUUCUCCCGACCACUGAUCUCCCCACCGAUUUUGAUUGGAGAGAAAAAGGUGCUGUUACUGGCGUCAAAGAUCAGGGAACUUGUGGAUCAUGCUGGGCUUUUAGUGCUACUGGCGCAUUGGAAGGAGCCAACUUUAUUGCAAGUGGGGAGCUUGUUAGUCUAAGCGAACAACAGCUUGUAGAUUGCGACCAUGAGUGUGACCCAGAAGAAUAUGGAUCUUGUGAUUCAGGUUGCAAUGGAGGUCUGAUGACUUCAGCCUUCGAAUACGCACUCAAAUCCGGUGGACUUUCAUCAGAGGCUGAUUACCCUUACAUUGGAAGAGAUCGCAAAGGAUGUCAAUUUGACAAGACCAAAAUUGCAGCAUCUGUUUCAAAUUUCAGCAUUGUUUCUGCUGAUGAAGAUCAGAUAGCUGCAAACCUUUUGCAGUAUGGCCCUUUGGCAGUUGGGAUCAAUGCGGUUUACAUGCAGACAUACAUAGGUGGAGUGUCGUGCCCAUACAUUUGCUCAAAGCGUCUAGACCACGGAGUACUAAUCGUAGGUUUUGCAUCGGCGGGUUAUGCACCAAUCCGGUUGAAGGAGAAGCCUUAUUGGAUCAUAAAGAACUCGUGGGGAACAAACUGGGGAGAAAAUGGUUACUACUACAUAUGCAGGGGAAAUAAGAGCAAGAAUGUCUGUGGAGUUGAUACCAUGGUCUCUAGUGUUUCAGCAUUAAUUCACACCACUAAUUAAAUAUAUAAUUGAGAUUGAUCAUCAAUUCAUUUCAAAUACAAUAUAUAAUCUAUGUUGUAAUAACACUUUGACCAAUUCAUUCAUCAAUUCAAUACAACAUUUUCAUUCUUAA